Balaenoptera musculus (blue whale) is the source of this 2267-nucleotide messenger RNA. It is a transcript of the gene MAT2B, whose product is annotated as methionine adenosyltransferase 2B. Gene Ontology annotation, molecular function: methionine adenosyltransferase regulator activity. The record is from RefSeq and is a predicted model, not a curated record. Gene Ontology annotation, cellular component: methionine adenosyltransferase complex. Bases 412 to 1317 code for a protein of 301 amino acids. The transcript has 7 exons. NCBI's taxonomy places the organism in Eukaryota, Metazoa, Chordata, Mammalia, Artiodactyla, Balaenopteridae. Gene Ontology annotation, biological process: S-adenosylmethionine biosynthetic process.
UAGGACUGUAAAGCUGGAAGAGCCUUAGUCAUCUUGUCCAAAUGCCUCAUUUCACCAGUGAGGAGUUAGAUCAGUAGAGAUGGAGUAACUUCUCAAUGCCACAGAGUGUGGUUAAUCAUCAUGAAACCCCGUAUAAGUUCAAAGGAUUGAGACAAAACUUGGCUGGAUGAUAGAAGCAAAAGGGCCCAAGUUCUGCUUCCAACCUUUUCCCUUUUACUGUGGGCAUAAACCUUUAACAUCUGUAGACAAGGUUCCUCACUUCGGAAGUGACAUCUGCCCUGCCUGUCUAAUAGGACUCCUCCUGUGGUCAAAAGGAGGAAGUUAACAUCCCCAACAGGCGGGUUCUGAUUACUGGUGCCACUGGGCUUCUUGGCAGAGCUGUUUACAAAGAAUUUCAGCAGAAUAAUUGGCAUGCCGUUGGCUGUGGUUUUAGAAGAGCAAGACCAAAAUUUGAGCAGGUUAAUCUCUUGGAUUCUAGUGCAGUUCAUCACAUCAUUUAUGAUUUUCAGGCUACAGUUCUUCUGUUUUAUUCCUUUUUGGGUUAAAAACACAUCCAUGCUGAACUCCCAGCCCCAUGUCAUAGUACAUUGUGCAGCAGAGAGAAGGCCAGAUGUUGUCGAAAAUCAGCCGGAUGCUGCUUCUCAACUUAAUGUGGCUGCUUCUGGGAACUUAGCAAAGGAAGCAGCUGCAGUUGGAGCAUUUCUAAUCUACAUUAGCUCCGAUUAUGUUUUUGAUGGAAUAAACCCACCUUAUAGAGAGGAAGACAUACCAAGUCCCCUAAAUCUAUAUGGCAAAACAAAAUUAGAAGGAGAAAGGGCUGUGCUGGAGAACAAUUUAGGAGCUGCUGUUUUGAGAAUUCCUGUUCUGUAUGGAGAAGUUGAAAAGCUUGAGGAAAGCGCCGUGACUGUUAUGUUUGAUAAAGUGCAGUUCAGCAACAAGUCUGCGAACAUGGACCACUGGCAGCAGCGGUUCCCCACACACGUCAAAGAUGUGGCCACUGUGUGUCGUCAGUUAGCAGAGAAGAGGAUGCUGGAUCCAUCAAUUAAGGGAACCUUUCACUGGUCUGGCAAUGAACAGAUGACUAAGUAUGAAAUGGCGUGUGCAAUUGCAGACACCUUCAACCUCCCCAGCAGCCACUUAAGACCGAUAACUGACAGUCCUGUCUUAGGAGCCCAACGUCCAAGAAACGCUCAGCUUGACUGCUCCAAAUUGGAGACCUUAGGCAUCGGCCAGCGAACACCGUUUCGAAUUGGAAUCAGGGAAUCGCUCUGGCCUUUCCUCAUUGACAAGAGAUGGAGACAGACGGUCUUUCAUUAGUGUAUGGGUGGUGUUGUUGUUCUUUUUUAAAUGAGAAGUCAAGUAUGUGGCACUUUUUAAAGAAAAAAGGAAAUAGUUUUGUACGAGUGCUCUUUGUGACUCAUGGUCUUUCAGGUAAACGAUGCUCUUGCACUAGUGAAACUGUCUAAGGAAACCAAGGUCAGUAAUGCCCUGUUUGAAGGAAUGAGUUUCCUGUUUAUCAUUUAGUUCUGGCUUAACUUGCUAUUUGAAUAUAGUAAAUUAUGAUUCUCAAACAUUUGAGAGCCAGGAUGAAACACAUCUGCUGCAGACAUUUUCUUGGAUGAAAUGCAUUGUUCAUUCCUAUAAAUAACCUCUGCAUUUUCAGGACUUUUGCAUCUGUUGAUCCUUUUAUGUUUUAAAGUGUGUUAAAUAGUAUAAAAAUCAUUGGUGUCCAUUAUUUGCUUUGCUCGAGCUCAGAUCAAAAUGUUUGAAGAAAGAAACUUUAUUUUUGCAACUUAAGUGUAGUUUUUAUGCUUGAGAUGUUUCAACUUGUUAUGUAUAUUGGAACUCCUGCAGCUUGAUGCCUCCUGCUUUUGUAGCAGUGAAUGGUGGCCUUUGAGAGAGAGAAUGUGUGUAUGUGUAUGUAUUUUUUUAAUAUAUAUGAAACUGUCCUUUUCACUCCAUGUCACUAAGUGAUAUUUCAUAUGUGUGGUUAUACCAAUAGUAAUGGGCCUUGUAAGUCUUUUGACCAUUCAUGAAUAAUAAUAAAUAUGUACUGCUGGCAUGGUAAUGCUUAGUUUUCUUGUAUUUACUUCUCUUUUUUUAAAUGUAAGGACCAGAUAUCUGAACUGUUGUUUUGUUGCUUUAAUUUUUUACAAUUACCUUCUUAUCAUGUAACAUCUGAUGCAUACAAGAGAAUAUAGUUAAUAUACAUUAAGAUAAAAAACACAAUAAUAAAAUGAACCCUGGUGAACAUACCACUUGAAAUC